AUCUCUCCCCUACCAUCACCUACUUCUGUAUAUUUAACUCAACCUAAAUCUCAAAACCUACCAGUGAAGAAUUGCAAAACCAAACAUCUACCUUCCCUUUACCAAAAAAAAAGAAACCAGAAACUCCUGUUUCCAAACCAAACACCUCUCUUUUCUUGAACAAUGGAAGAUGCCAAGAUAGAUAAUAAUACUAAUAAUAAUAUUCAUCAUCAAGAAUUCAUUUUCCGUUCCAAACUUCCUGAUAUCUAUAUCCCAAACCACCUUCCUCUACACACAUAUUGCUUUGAAAACAUUUCCCAAUUCAAAGACAACGCUUGCCUGAUCAAUGGUGCUACCGGCGAUGUCUACACUUACGCAGACGUUGAACUCACCUCACGUAAAGUCGCCGCCGGUCUUCACAAGUUGGGCAUCAAACAAAAUGAAGUCAUCAUGAUUUUGCUCCAAAAUUCACCGGAGUUCGUGUUUGCAUUUCUUGGCGCAUCAGUUCUUGGCGCUAUCAGCACAACCGCUAACCCUUUCUACACUCCGGCGGAGAUCAAGAAACAAGCGAGCGCAUCAAAUGCAAAGUUGAUAAUAACACAAGCAGCAUAUGUUGAGAAAGUGAAGGACUUUGCUAAUGAAAAUGGUAUCAAAAUAAUGACAAUUGAUUCUCCACCACCAGCACUUGAUGACUGCCGAGAUUGUUUACACUUCUCAGAGCUGACAAAGGCUGAUGAGAACGACAUCCCCGCCGUCAAGAUCAACCCUGAAGACGUGGUGGCGCUUCCCUAUUCAUCGGGAACUACAGGUCUACCUAAAGGUGUGAUGUUAACUCAUAAAAGCCUUGUCACUAGCGUUGCACAGCAAGUUGAUGGAGAGAACCCGAAUCUUUAUUUUCACGAGAAAGAUGUGAUUCUUUGUCUGCUGCCAUUGUUUCACAUAUAUUCUCUGAAUUCUGUUUUGCUCUGCGGGCUAAGAGUUGGUGCGGCGAUCUUAAUUAUGCAAAAGUUUGAGAUUACUGCAUUAAUGGAGCUUGUACAAAAGUAUAAGGUGACAAUUGCUCCGUUCGUGCCUCCGAUCGUUUUAUCGAUCGCCAAAAGUCCGGCGGUUGACAAGUAUGAUCUUUCUUCGAUUAGGACGGUGAUGUCUGGAGCAGCCCCAAUGGGGAAGGAGCUUGAAGAUACCGUGAGAGCUAAGCUGCCUAAUGCUAAACUUGGACAGGGUUAUGGAAUGACAGAGGCAGGGCCAGUACUAUCAAUGUGCUUAGCAUUUGCAAAGGAACCUUUCGAAAUAAAAUCUGGUGCCUGUGGCACUGUCGUUCGAAAUGCAGAGAUGAAGAUCGUCGAUCCUGACACCGGCAAGUCCUUGCAGCGAAAUCAAGCCGGAGAGAUAUGCAUUAGGGGUAGCCAAAUCAUGAAAGGUUAUCUGAAUGAUCCAGAGGCAACAGAGAGGACCAUAGACAAAGAAGGAUGGUUGCAUACAGGUGAUGUUGGGUACAUUGAUGGUGAUGAUGAGUUAUUUAUCGUUGAUCGAUUGAAGGAAUUGAUCAAAUACAAUGGCUUCCAAGUGGCCCCAGCCGAGCUUGAGGCAAUGCUGAUUGCCCAUCCUAGCAUAUCUGAUGCUGCUGUAGUACCAAUGAAAGAUGAGGCCGCAGGGGAGAUUCCGGCUGCAUUUGUGGUGAGAUCAAACGGUUCUAAGAUCACUGAGGAUGAUGUCCAACAAUACAUUUCAAAACAGGUUAUUUAUUACAAGAGAAUAAGAAGAGUUUUCUUCACAGAUUCAAUUCCUAAAGCUCCAUCAGGCAAAAUCUUGAGAAAAGACUUAAGAGCCAGACUUGCAGCUGGUGUUCCUACCUAAUUUUAGUCCCGAUAAACGAAUCAUGUGCUACAUAAAUUCAGCCUUCAACAGGAGUUUACAAAAAGAAAAGAAAAGAAAUGUUUGAUGUAAUUAAUGUAUCUUCCAAAGCAUAAAAAAGGAGAGGAGCUGAUCUUUGUAGGCUUGUAUUAAUUUUGUUUUUUGUGUAUAAAUUAUGCCAUAAAUAAUUCAAAAUAUGUCCACUUUAUUUUAUAUAUAUAUAUAUAUAUAUAUAUUACUGUUA
This is a messenger RNA of Ricinus communis (castor bean), 2077 nucleotides long. Its product is annotated as 4-coumarate--CoA ligase 2. The record is from RefSeq and is a predicted model, not a curated record. Gene Ontology annotation, molecular function: CoA-ligase activity. The transcript is spliced from 5 exons. NCBI's taxonomy places the organism in Eukaryota, Viridiplantae, Streptophyta, Magnoliopsida, Malpighiales, Euphorbiaceae. The coding region runs from base 163 to 1836 and encodes 557 amino acids.